GAGACCCGGUCUGAAGAGCGGGCACCGAAGCGGACUGCAGCCGGUGGAUGUGUGAGUGCGUGUCCGGGCUGCCGUGGAUCUGCUCCGGCCCCGCAGUGAAUGGGAUUCCGCCGGUCGUUCCGCGUCUCCUGGAGCAAACAUGCGGCUGCGGAGCUCCCCGGUCCCCUCGGUCCUCCACCCGCUGCUGCUGCAGCUGCUGCUCGGGCUCUGCAGCGGCACAAGUUUCCCAAGUAACAUCAACAUAGGAGGCCUUUUCCCCACCGGCUCCCACGAGUACGAGGUGUUUCGCUUUGCUCUGGCUCAACACCAGGACGUCCCCAAACUGGUGCCACAAGUGGACAUGGUGGACACGGGGAGCAGCUUCGCCAUGACCUACGCCUUCUGCUCCCAGUUCUCGAAGGGCGUGUACGCCAUCAUGGGUCUGUACGACCGGCGGACGGUCAACAUGCUGAUGUCCUUCUGCGGCUCUCUGCACGUCUGCUUCGUCACGCCGUCCUUCCCCGUCCAGACCAACAACCAGUUCGUCCUGCAGCUGCGGCCCCAGCUGCAGGACCCCCUCAUGGCCCUGCUGGAGCACUUCUACUGGACCAGGUUCGUCUACAUGUACAGCUCCGACUCAGGGCUGGCGGUGCUGCAGAGGAUCUUGGACACAGCGGCGGAGCGCAGUUGGCAGGUCACCUCCGUUAACUUGGAAACUCUGACAGAAACCGCCUUCAUCAAGCUGCUGGCAGACCUGGACUAUAAGAAGGACUUUCAGAUCAUCAUCGACUGUGAGCUGGAGCGACUCAACUCCAUCCUCAACCUGAUUGCUGCUCAGAAGAGGAACUUGAAGAACUACCAUUACAUCCUGGCCAAUCUGGGCUUCAUGGACCUGAACAUGACCGAGUUUCAGAAGCUCGGUCCGAACGUGACGGGCUUCCAGCUGGUGAACCGGUCCCAUCCGGCUGUGCAGAAGAUCGACCAGGACUGGAUGGACUUCGACAGCAGAGACCUCAAACUGGCCCGCAGGAGGCUCAGGUACACAGGAGCUCUGACCUAUGAUGGCGUCAGCGUCAUGGCGACGGCUUUUCAGAACCUGCGGCGGCAACGGAUCGACAUCUCCCGCCGUGGGAACGCAGGGGAGUGUCUGGCCAACCCUCCGGCCCCCUGGGGACAGGGCAUCGACAUACAGAGAGCGCUGCAACAGGUGCGUCUGGAUGGGCUGACGGGUUGGGUUCAGUUUGACGAGCGAGGACAUCGCACCAACUACACGCUGGCGGUGAUGGAGCUGAGCCACACGGGGCCCAGGAAGAUUGGCUACUGGAACGAGAAGAGGGGCUACGUGAACACGGCCGUCUACAGGCCCUUGGUGGAAGAGUUCUACGGCCUGCAGAACAGGACCUACGUAGUCACUACCAUACUGGAAGCGCCCUACAUGAUGCUGAAGAAGAACCACGAGCAGUUUGAGGGAAAUGACAAGUACGAAGGUUACUGCGCAGAACUGGCCGCAGAGAUCGCCAAACACGUCGGCUUCGUCUACCGCCUCGAGCUGGUGGGCGACGGCAAGUACGGCGCCAGGGACCCCGAAACAAAGAUGUGGAACGGCAUGGUGGGAGAGCUGGUGUACGGGAAGGCCGACGUGGCCGUCGCCCCGCUGACCAUCACUCUGGUGCGAGAGCAGGUGAUCGACUUCACCAAACCCUUCAUGUCUCUGGGGAUCUCCAUCAUGAUCAAGAAACCCACCAAGUCCAAACCGGGCGUCUUCUCCUUCCUCGACCCGCUGGCCUACGAGAUCUGGAUGUGCAUCGUCUUCGCCUACAUCGGAGUCAGCGUGGUGCUCUUCCUGGUGAGUCGUUUCAGUCCAUAUGAAUGGCAGGGUGAAGACUCUGAUGAUGAAGAUGAAACUCUUCCAUCCGCUGCCUCUCAUCGAGCUCUGCCAACCUCGUCCUCUGAGCUCACUCACUCUCCAGGAUUCUCCCAGGCUCAGGUCCAGAACCAGAACCAGAACCAGCAGAAAGAAAAAGAGACUCCAGAACACACCAAUGACUUUGGGAUCUUUAAUUCUCUGUGGUUCUCGCUGGGGGCCUUCAUGCAGCAGGGCUGUGACAUCUCCCCCAGGUCUCUCUCAGGUCGAAUCGUGGGAGGAGUUUGGUGGUUUUUCACCCUCAUCAUCAUCUCCUCCUAUACAGCCAACCUGGCAGCCUUCCUCACUGUGGAGAGGAUGGUCUCCCCCAUAGAGAGUGCAGAGGACCUGGCCAAGCAGACUGAGAUCGCCUACGGAACCCUGGAUGGGGGCUCCACCAAGGAGUUCUUCAGGCGGUCAAAGAUAGCAGUUUUUGAGAAGAUGUGGUCCUACAUGCGGAGCGCAGACCCCUCAGUGUUCGUCAAGAACACCAAUGAGGGUGUGAUCAGAGUCAGAAAGUCGAAGGGCAAGUACGCCUACCUGCUUGAGUCCUCCAUGAACGAGUACAUCGAGCAGAGGAAGCCCUGCGACACCAUGAAAGUGGGAGGCAACCUGGACUCUAAAGGCUACGGAGUGGCCACGCCCAAAGGGUCGCCGCUCAGAAUCCCAGUAAACCUAGCAGUACUGAAGCUCAAUGAACAAGCCGUCUUAGACAAGUUGAAAAACAAGUGGUGGUAUGACAAGGGGGAGUGUGGACACAAGGACUCCGGCAGAAAGGACAAGACGAGCGCGCUCAGUCUGAGCAAUGUGGCGGGAGUGUUUUACAUCCUGAUUGGCGGUCUGGGGCUGGCCAUGCUCGUGGCUCUGGUCGAGUUCUGCUACAAGUCGCGGAUCGAGUCGAGAAGGAUGAAGCGCCGCACAGCAGACUGAAUGCGUGAAGUGGCUGAGGUUUGCUUUAAAGCGACUCCACUCAGCGCCACGUCACGUGAAAUGUGGACGCCGUCGGGAGUUGAUUUGUGUUUCUGCAGGUAGUGACGGUGUGAACAGGUGAGUGAACAGAUCUGUGAUUGGUUGGCGGAGGUCACCUGCUGAACCGACUCCGACACAUGGGAUCUCAUCUGACAGGAUCACCGACAGCUGAACUCUGCUCAUCUCGGCGCUCUCGAGCUCCUCUUCAUCGCUGGCGUCUCUACGUGAUGAAACUGCAGUCGCCUCAUUACAGACUGAGCUGCUUUUCGCGGAGGCUUUGAUGGGCUGCUCAGAGGGAACAAACAAGUCAUUAGAGCCAUUUUCUCCCCAGCAGAAGCACCGGUCUGUUCCUCUCGUCUCUGCUGGACUUUUGUUAUUCUGCACGUUAGCCGGCGCUCAAAGCCUCUGAAGGCGGCGCUGACGCCACACGUGUGGAGGGUUUCAUCAGUGCGAGCAGAUGGAGGGCGCCGCAGAGCAGGUUGCACUGUGGCUACCUGCUGCACAGCUACAUGGGCCGAUACCCACCACAGCAGUACACGGUGAAUCCCUCUGCUCUGAUACAUUAUUGAUACGCAGC
This is a messenger RNA of Scatophagus argus, 3428 nucleotides long. RefSeq names its product glutamate receptor 1-like. Gene Ontology annotation, cellular component: AMPA glutamate receptor complex; dendritic spine; plasma membrane. Gene Ontology annotation, molecular function: transmitter-gated monoatomic ion channel activity involved in regulation of postsynaptic membrane potential; AMPA glutamate receptor activity. Gene Ontology annotation, biological process: modulation of chemical synaptic transmission; synaptic transmission, glutamatergic. The record is from RefSeq and is a predicted model, not a curated record. Bases 140 to 2812 code for a protein of 890 amino acids. The transcript has 18 exons. Lineage: Eukaryota; Metazoa; Chordata; Actinopteri; Scatophagidae.